AUGGCACAAGAAUCCAACAGUGGCUCAAAUCAAAUGCGGAAAUUCUUCGAUGCGUAUAAAAGGCAAACGGUCUCCGUUUUCGCAGCUAAAGUUGUUCCUCAUUACCAACCAAUUUCCUUUCUUAUUAUUUAUUAUUCAAACAAGAACAUGUCUAGAUUCCUUAAAUUUGCAAUUCCAGCUGCUGCUGCUGCAGGCGGUGCUUACUACUACUCUACACUUACUCGUGCCGUUGCUGCACCUGUUUUCAAAGGUGACAAUGAAUGGGUUAAUUUGACUUUGACUAACAUCAAGCCAGUUUCCCACGAUUCGGCAAUUUACACUUUUGCAUUCCCUGAAAGUAACCAACCUUCAGGUCUUAUUGUUGCUUCUGCUCUUUUGACCAAGUACGUCACUCCAAAGGGUAACAAUGUCAUUAGACCUUACACACCAAUUUCCGAUGUUGAGGAGCUCGGUAAGUUGAAUUUACUGGUUAAAACUUACCCUAAUGGUAAAAUGUCCAAACAUAUUGCAAACCUCUCUGUCAAUGAUACUUUGGCAUUCAAAGGUCCAAUUUUGAAAUGGAAAUGGACUCCAAAUCAAUUCAACCAUGUUGGUUUGAUUGGUGGUGGUUCCGGUAUCACUCCACUGUACCAGAUUGUCCAUGAAUCUUUGAAGAAUGACAAGGACAAUACCAAAAUCACUCUUUUGUACGGUUCUAAAUCCGAGCAAGAUAUCUUACUCAAGCCUGAAUUAGACGAGUUGGCAGCAAAGCAUCCAGAACGCUUCACUGUCAAGUAUUUUGUCGAUGAAUUGAAGGAUCCUAAGACCACCGGCUUGACCAAGGGUUUCAUCACCAAGGAUGUCAUUAAGGAGAGCUUGCCUGGCCCAUCUCCAGAGAGCCACGUUUUCGUUUGUGGUCCUCCACCUCUAUAUAAGGCGAUUUCCGGUAACAAGGUCUCACCAACCGAUCAAGGUGAAGUCACUGGUGUCUUGGCCGAAUUGGGUUACGACAAGAAUACAGUCUUCAAGUUCUAA
This is a messenger RNA of Pichia kudriavzevii, 1014 nucleotides long. RefSeq lists its product as uncharacterized. Gene Ontology annotation, biological process: ergosterol biosynthetic process. Gene Ontology annotation, molecular function: cytochrome-b5 reductase activity, acting on NAD(P)H. The coding region runs from base 1 to 1014 and encodes 337 amino acids. The record is from RefSeq and is a predicted model, not a curated record. The transcript has a single exon. NCBI's taxonomy places the organism in Eukaryota, Fungi, Ascomycota, Pichiomycetes, Pichiales, Pichiaceae.